AGGCAGAGAAGAGCUGAAGGAACCAAGUGCUAAAUACGUAGGUGAACAUUUUUGGCUCAGCAAAUCUCAAGCAGGAGCCAUAUGCUUGGUUGUCAGCAGUCCCGUCAGGGACAGGAGACGGCAGAAUCCAGCUGGGAGAAAUAAAACGUCUGUACUUGAAGAAGGACAAAAGUAGCUAGCUAUGUAGCAUGUUGGAGCUGAUUUGCAAAUGCUGCAUUCUUUUUGGUGAUUCUGUUUGCUGCUUGUUUGUGGCUGGCCAAUUAACGGAAGAAGCGGUUUAUGGUCCAGCAUACACCAACUGGAAAGUGAGACCUUUUCAAUCAAAAGUUUUAAACAUUUUUUAUUCAGUCGAGUGGGACGGACAAGCUUGAAUGGAUGCCUGGCUCUCUGGACUGCUUGCACAGUUUAGGCAAAGAAAAGCACAUACUGAUGGGCAUGCACCGAAAAAACAAAAGAAAAAGAAGAAAGCAUCAAACAUUAAAGAUGACGAAUUGGUUCAAGAAGGACUGGAUAUUGAUCAGUUGCAAGGAGAUGAUGCAUCCACAUAUCGAUGUCAGAGAGGAGCAGCUGCUACAUCUGAUUUUGCUAUAAUACGAACUUUGCAUAGUGAUGAAAUUAUCAAGCACGAUCAAGCAUAUACCACAGAACUGGAAAGUGAGAUUUCCACAACUGCAGAUGAUUAUAGUUCAGAGGUAAAUGGUUGCAGUUUCUUGACAAGAACAGGUGCAUCUACAGAUUGUAUUAGGGAAGAAGAAUUUGGAUUUGGAGAGAAUUAUUCUGAGCAUGGGAUGCAGCAUUCUUUGACACAACUGGAGAUCAUGGAAAAUGAAUUGUCUGGAAAACAACAAGAGAUUGAAGAGCUAAACAAAGAACUAGAAGAAUUGAGGGCAGCAUAUGGUACAGAAGGAUUGCAACAGCUACAAGAAUUUGAGGCUGCUAUCAAAAAAAGAGAUGACAUUAUUACACAGCUUACUGCAAAUCUGCAGCAAGCAAGGAAAGAAAAGGAUGAAACCAUGAGAGAAUUUUUGGAGUUGACAGAGCAGAGUCAAAAACUUCAAAUUCAGUUUCAACAUCUGCAGGCAAGCGAAGCUUUAAGGAACACAAGUCACAGCAGCACAGCUUCUGAUUUACUCCAGGCCAAGCAACAGAUAUUUACAUAUCAGCAACAACUAGAAGAACAAGAGCAGCUCCUGAAGAAAUAUCAGAUGAAAAAUGAAGACUUCGAAGUCCAAGUUUCACUUUUGCAAAAAAGAGUGACUGACUUUGAAAUGGAACAAUACAGAGCUGAAGAUGAUACCAUGAAGAAGAAACUACAAGAAAAAGAAACUGUCAUUGAAGAACUGGAAGCAAAAAUUAUUGAAGAGGAAGAAAAUAUUUUUAUUCUUCAGAAGAAUUUAUCAGCUGCUGAGAAAUUACUCGAUGAAGUAAAAGAAGAUGUUUUUCAAAAAAAUCAGGAAAUAAACAAUAUGAGAGUAGAACUUGUCAGUUCUAAACAGAAAGAAAGACAGUGUUCUGUUGAAAUAAAACAGUUAAUGGGAACUGUAGAAGAACUACAGAAGCAAUGUCACAAAGAUAGCCAACAUGAGGAUGGUAUUGUACAAAGAAUGGAGCUUGAAACACAAAGGAAACUUGCAGACCUCAGGGCAGAAUUAGAGGAAGUACAUGGACAGCAGAUUGUGCAGAUGAAGCAGGAAUUAAUUAGGGGGCACACCAUUGAGACUGAAAAGCUUCUUGCAGAACAAAAAGCAGAGUUUGAGAGAACUAUGAAUUUAGUUUCUAGUAAUAUAAAUGAAGAGAAGUUACACUUACUGAGUGCUGAAGUUAAUGAGUUGAAAAUGAUGUUGCAGGAUGCUGAUUAUCAAAGAGAAAAGGUAAGAGAGGAUUUAUCUAAACAGCUUGAACACUUAUCUUUGGAAAAAUCUUCUCUACAAAAUCAAGUUGAGGAUCUUCAUCAAGAGCUGAGCUUUACAAGGGAUCAAGUUCAGAGAGCUAAACAAAUUAUACAUGAAAAGGAUUCUAUGUUGCAUGAGGUAGAUACAUUAAAAAACACUGUUGAGGAUCUAAAAGCCCAGCUUGCAUCUGCUUUUGAGAUAAAACAAGAGCUAGAAUUGAAACAUGAUGCAGAAGUUACAAAUUAUAAAAUAAAACUUGAAAUGUUAGAAAGAGAAAAGGAUGCUGUUUUGGACAGGAUGGCUGAAUCUCAAGAGGCUGAACUAGAAAGGCUGAGGACUAAGCUUUUAUUCAGUCAUGAAGAAGAGCUAUCAAAACUUAGAGAUGACCUGCAACAAGAACACAGAAUAAACAUAGAAAAUCUUAAAGACAAUAUGAUUACACAAACGAACCAGCAGUUAGAUGGCUUAGAAUUUGAAAUGAGCAAAAUGAUAGAAAAUAUGCAAUCUGAAAAUGAUAACUUAUUAAGAAGACAGCAUGAGCUUACAUUAGAAAUAUCACAAUUAAAAGAUUUGCACCAAUCUGUUCUAAAUUCUAAAUCAGAAGAAAUGCUUCUUCAAAUCAGCAACCUCCAGAAAGAGAUAGAUAUUCUUAGACAGGAAGAAAAAGAAAAGAGUAUGUUGGAACAGGAAGUUCAAGAGUUGCAACUUAAAACAGAAUUCCUGGAAAAGCAAAUGAAAGAGAAAGAAGACACAUUUCAAGAAAAAUAUUCAUUGCUUGCAACACAGAAUAAAGUUCUUGAAGAUGAAAAUAAUUCUCUACAAGAGAAAUUAAAUAAUGCGCUUAGGAAUAAGGAAGAAAGUUUUAUCUUCACUGAUGGCAUUAAUUCCAAGUCAGAGGAUUUUGACUUGCAAAAAAGAAUAGAAGAAUUGGUAACUGAAAAUAGAAAGUUGCUAAAACAAGAUGCUGAACAUAAAGUAGAGCUUCAGAAGCUAAAGAACACUUUUUCAUUUGCUGAGAGGGACUUUGAACAAAAUUAUAAGGAUCUCCAAGAAAAAUAUGCUUCUCUAUUAAAGGUAAAAUUAGAUUUAGAAGAAAGCAGGAACAAACAAGAGGCUGAAUACAAAGCUAGGGUCCAGGCAUCAGUGGAAGAGACCCAGUAUUUACAAAGAGAUAUACAAGUUGUAUUGAAAACCGAAAGCAUAGCUGUUCAUAGUAACAGAGAAAAAAUAAUAAGGUCUGAAACGUAUGAUGUUGAGGAGGUUGUAGAAAAAGAUACAACAGAACUUAUGGAAAAGCUUGAAGUCACUCAGCGUGAGAAAUUAGAACUUUCAUUGAGACUUUCAGAUCUUUCUGAACAACUGAAAUUAAAGCAUAAUCAGAUCUGCCAAUUAAAUGAAGAACUUCUCUCUCUAAAACAAGAUAAAGAACUCUUUUCAGCGAGAUGUAAAGAACUGGAGUUGGCAAUUACACAAAGAAUAGAGGAGAAUAUGGAUUCUUAUUCACAAAAGGCAAGAUACUCAAAUGGGGAUUUACAGAAAGACCAUUCAACUUUUGGUGAACCUGAAAAUUUUGUUCCUGAUUCAGACAAAGACUUUAAUAGGGAAUUAAUAGAAAAGCAUGAGAAAUCGGUAGAUUUGGCUCAACAUGUUUCAGCAGAAAAGAGAAUACAACAAAAGAUGAAAUCAGGGACUGAAUUGUGGUCAGACAAUUUUCACUCUGUGAGUGAUGGUUUAGCUGAAGAUUCUUCGUGUAUGAAGCUUGUACAAGGUGAAAACAAACUCCAAGAGCAGCUGGAUGUGCUGAAAGCAGAACAGAGUGAUUUAAAGCUCCAGAUGGAGGCCCAGCGUAUCUGUCUGUCUCUGGUUUACUCAGCUCAUGUGGAUCAGGUGCGUGAGUGUAUGGAAAAUGAGAAGGAGAAUGCACUUUCAGCUCUUAAAAAAGAGCUCCAGUUCCAUCAUGCACAAGAACUGUGUGAACUUAAGAAAAGCCAGUUGGAUCUUCAGAAGAUAGAAAGCAUAAAAACAGAAGAAGUCCAACCUGCUCUAGUGGAUCUAGAAAGGCUUAGCAAGACAGUUGCAGAAGAAUGUUCUAAGGUCAUUCAGGCUCUGUGCAACAAUCUACCUGGAAAUUUUUCAGCUGCUCUUGGAUCUGGUGUCAGUGAGAGAGAGAACUUGCUUUUAAUGUCAAGGGCAGACGCUCAAGUUUUGCAAGGAACAUUACAAGGUAUUCUGAACAAGAUAGUAGAAGAGUAUCAGAAGCUCCUGGAAUAUCAUGUACAAUUUAUGAAAGACAUUAAAAAGGGUGGAGAAAAAUGGCCACUGUGUAGAGGCUAUGAUAAAAAAGAAAAUGGAAGUGUUGAAAAGAAUGUAGAAAGCUUACCUACUCCAUCACAGGAUUGUGUUGUUACAUCACCUUCUUGGGAAGACAUUGAGAACUUUAAAUCUCAACUUGAAGAACAGCAUGCUCAGGAAAUUGAGCAUCUUCGAUCAUAUUUCCAUCAGCAGUUGAAAGAAACUGAAGAACGUUACACUGUGGAGAUAAUGCACUUACAGAGUAGACUUCAAGAUACCAAUGAGUCUUCUGAACAUUUCAGUAUUUCUGUGGGGUCACAGGUAAAUGAAGUUGAGGAAAAAGAAAAGCAUACUGAGAAUGAUCUUCAACAAAGCACUGACAGGAUAGUAGAGCUCCCCAAUGAAAGUGGUACUAUUCUGGAGAAACAGUACCAAGAAAAAUUAUUACAAGAAAUAGCAAAGGUGGUUGUAACCAUGAGUAUAGAGUUUGCCCAGAAAAAUGAACUAGCAAGAAUUACUAACCCAAAGGAGGAUGAAAUGUCUUUGAUGGUACCAAAGCAAACUGGACAGGACUGUAAUUUCAGCAUAAAAGAAUGUCACAAAGGAUUAGAUAGCCAUAGAAAUGAGAAGAGAGAUGCUAAGUGUGAAGAAUUCAAGUCACUUAGUAGAGAGAUCAGUGAAGAGUGUGGUGAAACUUUGUCACUUGAAGGACAAUUUCAACCAGAUGUUAAGCCUGCUGUGGUACUUGGACUACACAAUGUUGAUCCAAGCUUUCCAACAGACACUUCCUCAAAUGUUAAAGAUCUUAUGCCAAAGGGAUCUCUAGAUGCAAAUGAAGUUUCAACCUCUAGCACAGCAUCUUCAAGCCAAAUAUCAUUGUAUGAAGAACGUUUGGAAGAUAUGCGUCUAGAGCUUGUCCGUCAGUAUCAAGAACAUCAGCAGGCAAUAGAAAUAUUGAAAGAGGGUCAUAUGCAACAGAUGGAGUCACAGAAAGAAAACCAAGAUCUUUUACUAGCAGAGCUUGACAGGCUUAAAAUGCAAUUGGCAGAGAAUAUCACUUUGGAUAAUGACAGUAUAAUCACAGAAAGAGAGCAAAUGCUUUUAGAAGAACUAGAGUCGCUGAAGAAGCAAACAAUACCUGAAAGAGAGAAAGUGUCCCAUGAAAUGAAAGACAAUGGUACUCAAACACAGGUUGAAAACGUGUGUCAGAACGAAUCCAAAGAACUGAUCUUAGAAAGUGAGGUUGAAGGAGGAAAACAGGAAGAAAUAUCUCCAGAUAUCAUUUCAAAAGAAAGAUGUGCCUUACAGAAAGCCAAUAACAAAUUAACGAAGAUUCUGUUGGAAGUGGUGAAGACUACUGUAGCUGUAGAGGAAACAAUUGGGCUCCAUGUUGUGGGACUGUUAGAUCGAUCAUCGAAAUCUCAGCUACCAUUUAAAAUGCUUGAUUGGGAGGCAAGAACAGAUGAUUCCAUAAAGCCAAGCAUCAGUGUGGGAUAUGAACCAGAAAAGACGUCAUCUUCAUAUCAUGGCAGUGAUCUAGAAGAUGAUGGGCAUAGCAUGUGGUCAGAAGGCGCAGAUGAAGGUUUUGAACUCACCCAGUAUCUUGGGAUGGAUAUAGACUCAAAAACUGAAGAGUUGGUUUUAAAUAUUAGUCCUCGACUUCAGGCAGCUGUGGAAAAACUUCUGGAAACAAUUAAUGAAACCACCACACAGCUUGAACAUGCUAAAGUUACACAGACAGAAUUGAUGCGAGAGUCCUUUAAACGGGAACAAGACACCACUGAAUUGCUCAGAUGUCAUGAAGAAUUACAGGAGCGAUUUGAUGAAGAGGUUAAAGCUAGAGAGCAGUUGGCACUGGAGCUCAGCAAAGCAGAGAAUUUUAUUGAUGGCUAUGCAGAUGAAAAAGCACUUCUGGAAAAGCAAAUCCAGGAUAAAACAGAUGCAAUAGACCAUCUUGAGCAAGAGCUUCUUUGUACAGGUAACAAAUUACAGGAACUAGAGUCUGAGCGACAACAGCUUCAAGAGGAGAAAGAGUUAUUCUUCAGACAAAAGGAUGCAAUGAAAGCUGAUGCAGGACCCAUAGAACAACGCCUAGUAGAUGCUGCAGUCGAUGCAGCUUCCCAAGCAGAGUUACUGGCAGAGACAGAAAAGCUAAUGAAGGAAAAAAUAGAAGUGCAAAAGCAAGCAGAAAAAGAAUAUGACUACCUUCAAAAGCAGGUGAAAGUACUGGAAACUGAUAUAGAGGAACAAGUCAACCAGUUUUUCGAACUAGAGCAAGAAAAGAAUGCAGAGCUAAUGGAUCUAAGACAGCAAAAUCAAGCUCUAGAGAAACAACUGGAGAAAACCAAAAAAUUUCUAGAUGAACAGGCAAUUGAUAGGGAGCAUGAGAGAGAUGUAUUCCAGCAAGAGAUACAGAAACUUGAGCAACAGAUUAAGAUUCCACAAAGAUUUCAGCCAGUCAGUGAAAACCAAAAUCGAGAGGUUGAGCAGUUGAUCAGUCACCUCAAAGAGAAAACAGACAAAUGCAGUGAGCUUUUACUCUCGAAGGAGCAGCUUCAGAGAGAUGUUCAAGAACGAAAUGAAGAAAUUGAAAAAUUAGAGUGCAGAAUCAGUGAACUGGAACAUGCUUUAAUGACGAGUGCAGACAGUUUGCAAAAGGUGGAGGAGAGGAAGCAGUUUGGCUCUUCAACAAUAAGGGGAGAAUUACCCCUAGAAGCACAGCUACAGGCUGAGCAAGAAGCUGUAGACAGGAAAGAAAAAGAGAUCAUAAAUCUUGAAGAACAGUUAGAGCAGUUCCGUGAGGAAUUAGAAAACAAAAAUGAAGAAGUGCAACAGUUGCACAUGCAAUUAGAAAUCCAACGAAAAGAGUCUGCUACACGACAGCAAGAACUUGAACAAGAAAAUAAAUUAUUCAAGGAAGAUAUGGAAAAAAUGGGACUAGCCAUUCAGAAUCCUAAUGAUACAUCUAUAAAAAAUCACCAUCCAGUUGCUGGAAAAUGUGUACAGAUAAUGCAUGAAAAGGAGCAGGAAAUAAAUGAUCUCAGUGAACAAAUUUCAAAACUUCAGCUGCAACUUGAAAUUGCAACAGAUAACAAAGUAAUUGAGGAAAAAAAUGAGCACAUAAUAGAACUGGAGGCUCAAAUAGAACAUUUAAAGAGUGAUCAAGAACGUGUUAAGCAAAACAGUGAGCGGGAAAUCGAGGAGCUGAAUGAAGUUAUUGAGACACUACAGAAGGAAUUGGCAAAUAUUGGUCACAAAAUUCUGGACCUUUCAUCAACUCAGGAGGAUGCAGAUAACUUGAAACACCAGCUUGAUGCUGUGUUGGCAGAAAAAGAAACUCUGAUGAAGCAGGUGGAAAAUUAUGAUGUAGAGUUAUCUCUUGCUAAGAAUGAACUUAAGGAAACAAAAUUAAUAAUAAGCACAUUAGAAAAGGAAUUAGAUGGGUUGAAGGGGGAAUAUGAAAUAAUGGCCGAAAGAUAUAAAAAUAUACAUAUGAAAAGUGAUUAUUCAGAAUCAACAAUAAAAGAAAAGACUGAAAAUUCAGAAGUUGAAAAUAAGAGGAAAGCAAGCAUAUUAAAAAAUGAAAUCUCACACCAUUCUGUUGCUGAAAAUGCUAUGGAGUCUUCUAGCAAUGCAGCUAUGAAGUUGCAGCAGCUUCAAGAAUCUCUUGAGGAAAAGGAGUCAGAGUUAAAGCACUGUUGCAAUCAAUUCAAAGAUUUAAAAGAACAAGCCCAAGCUGAGUCAGAAGUAUUUAAACAGAAAAUAAAAGAGCUUGAGGAAAAACUUGAGCAAAACGUUGCUGCAGCUCUUGGAAGUCAAGCUCAACUGAGUGUGGUUCUGGAGCAAAGUGAACUUCUUCCAGAAAUGGAUGCAAUUUCGGAAACUGCCAAGGAAGCUAUAACAUCUGUUCAGUCAGAGAAAGUUAGUAGCUUAGCUGGAGAAGAUGCAGCAUCUAGAUUAUCGGAGUUAUUGGAGAAACUUACAGAGAUGGAAAGCGAAUUAAAGAAUGCACAGAUUAACCUGCAACUGGAAAAAUCAAAAGUGGAAGUAGCACAAAAGAAAGAAAAGGAAAAGGAAGAAAAACUUACUGAACUUCAGCACCUCCUAGUGAAAGUAGAAGAAAAAUACAAAAAGGAGAAAAUGCAAAGUUCCCAGAAAGGAAAAAUACAAACUACUCAGGAGAAAACAAAACUGGAUGAAAACCAAGAAAGAAAUAUACUGACUGCUGAUCCUGAACUAGAACGGGUCAAAGCUGAGUGUGCUGCUGCCAAGGAAGAGCUUAGUAGUUACAUAGAAAAUACAGAGAAACUAAAAGAGCAGUUAACAGUAAAAGAAUCAAGUCUACUUCAUCUUCAAGAGGAGCUGAAGCAAACCAAAAAUAAACUAGCUCAAGCAGAAGAGAAAAUUGAGCAAAAGAACUUUGAACAAUCAGAGGGAAUACGUACCAACAGAACAAAUGCAUCAUGUCAGACAGAGAAAAUGCUCCAUAUUCACAGUUGUAACCAGACAUCAGAACUCCUUGUUAAAAAUGAAGGAACCCAGAUAGAUGUACAGAAUGGGUGCUCUUCAGAAGAAGUUGCAGAAAUAAUAAGAGAAUUCAGUGAAAAGAUUGACAAAAUGCAAGAACUUCACGCUGCUGAAAUAAUGGACAUGGAAACACGACAUAUCUCUGAAUCAGAAGCUCUUAAAAGAGAGCAGUAUAUUGUAGUACAAGAAUUAACUGAAGAAUGUAACACUCUGAAGGAUGUCAUAGAAGCCUUGAGAAAUAAAGAGGGUAUCCCUGGUGUCACACAGUCUGCAACUUCUAAUGCCAGAGAUGGAUGCUCUAGUGAUUCUAGUUCAGAUUGGAGUCACGGAGCGUAUCCUGCACAAACCCAAGGUUCAGAUACUUUAUCAGAAGAAGCAAGAGAUGAAAGUGAAGCUUCAACAGAUUUUCUUCCAAACAAAAUAAAGGGAUUACUAAGAGCUAUACAUCAUGAAGGUGUGCAGGUGCUGUCUCUAACAGAAUUUCCUUAUACUGAAAGUGAUAAAUACUCUGAUAAACAAGGGCCUGAUUCAUGGCUGGAAGAACGUAAGACUUUAUUAAGCGCUAUUUCAUCUUUGAAGGAUUUGAUUGCCAAAAUGCAAAUUCACAGGGAAAAUGAGUUUGUUGCAGGAGAUAUCUCAGACUGGCGAACAGAACUUAUAUAUGCCAUUCAGGAGGUCUUCCAAAAAGAAAAGGAUGUUCUCCUAGCAGCAUUUCAAACAGAAUUGGCUGAAGGAGGCAUUAAGGAUGUAAUGACAUUAAUGGAUCACAUAGAAAAGAGGCUUCAAGAGCAGGGAACAUACCAGAGAACGGCUAUGGAUUGCAUUCAGAAUGCAGACAGAAGAAGUUUGUUAAUGGAAAUUGAUGUACUGCAUGCUCAGCUAAACAACAGGAAAACUGAUCCAAAGGGGAAACUAGAAAUUGAACCACAAUGUCAAGACCUGUUGGGGCAGAACAUGGAAAUGCAAAUGGAGCUCAGUAGUACAAAAGACAAAGCUACUGAACUUCAGGAACAGGUGAAUUCUGAGAGAAUGAUGGUUGCAGAACUGAAAAAUGAACUUGGACAAACUAAACUAGAGCUGGAAACAACAUUGAAAGCACAACACAAGCACUUAAGAGAUCUGGAAGCCAUCAGAAAUGAACUUAAAGGAAAAGCGGCAGAACUAGAUCUGCUAAAAGAUACAGUGGUAAGUGAGCAGAAGAAAUCAAGAGAGCUUCAGUGGUCAUUGGAAAAGGAAAGGACUAAAGUUGAACGCAGUGAAGAAAGAGAAAAAGAAGAACUUGAGGAUUUGAAAUAUUCUCUUGAAAAUGAACAACAGAAAGUUAUAGAAUUGACUAAUCUUUUGGAACUUGAGAGAGUGCUGUCAAAUGAUUUGCAACAGAAGAUUGAGUCUCAGGAGACCUUGAAUGCUGCUCAGUUGUCACAAGAGCGCAGUUACAACUCUGAGCUUCAGGUUCUCCUUGAAUCAGAAAGAUUUAGAGUUCUUGAAGUAAGCGGUGCCUUGGAAAGGGAAAAAGAGCUGUGUGCCCAGCUUCAGAUGGCUGAUCAGAAAAUGCAGGAUGGAAGUUUUACACCAAUGGAAGAAUUACUUAGGGAACUGCAGAAACAACUGGAUGAAAAGCAUGACCGUGUUGUUGCAUUGGUUAGUGAAAUGGAAAGGUAUAAACUGGAGUCUGUGCAAUUGAAACAACAGAUGGAAAAGGAAAGGCAGAUUCAAAGGAAAACCCUACAGACUGAACAAGAUGCUAAUAUCCUGGCACAGAAAAAGGUGCAUGAUUUGGAAUCCAAGUUAGAAGAUCUUCAAUGGCAGCUUGGAGAAAAGAGGCAACAACUUCAUCAACUGCAGCAUGAAGGAAAAAAACUGCAAGAAAAGGUCCAAGAGUUACAAAACAAAGAGCAGAGAGAUGAAGCAGAAGCAAAAGUGGAAAAUACAACUUGUCACAACCUAAAUGAGGUUACAUGGGAUACAUCUAAUGAACGAACAAGGAAAUGGGUUUUCCAGCAGAAAGUUGGAGGAAGUGAAACAAAAGAAUUGUCUUAUUCUGCUCUAAUUGGCAUUGGAGGUGGUGAUGGCAAAGAAGAUGCUAUCAAGGAAUGCCAGGAUCUCCAAAUGGCUAGGCAAAAGCUAAGAAAUGUUUCUUCCAAGUUCAAACAGCUGGUUAAUAAAGCUGCUGGCAGAUUACAGUUUGAAAAAUCAGAUGAUGAAGACUUUGUUGGGAUCCAAAAUGAUAUUGAAGAUAUUAUCUUACAGUUAGGAGUGCUAGUGGGUUUGCCAAAUCUGGAAUCAGAGGUGAAUUCAGACUUGCCAUCCUCUGCUUCAUUGACUGAAAGACUACUGAAGCAAAAUGCUGAAUUGACUGGAUUUGUUGGCAGACUGAGUGAGGAAAAGAACAAUUUAAGGAACGUAGUCAUGAAACUUGAGGAGGAACUUAGACGAUACAAGCAGAUGGGACCCUGUGCAGACUCUACUUUCAGACUGUCACUGCAUGAUGGAGGAAACAUUGAUACACUUAUUGCUUCUGAAAGAGAGAUCUGGAAUAAAGAGAAAUUGAGUCUCCAGCAUUCCCUGAGGCAGGCUGAGGCAGAGCUGGCCAAACUGAGGGCAGAGUUACGGAAUGAAGCUUUUCUGAGGGAGCUGGGGUCCGAUUCAGAAAAUGCUGCUUUAAAGAGGAUUUAUGGCAGGUAUUUGAGGGCAGAGAGCUUUCGAAAAGCUCUCAUAUAUCAGAAGAAGUACUUGCUGCUCCUCCUGGGUGGCUUUCAGGAAUGCGAAGAAGCCACCUUAUCUCUCAUUGCAAGAAUGGGAGGUCAGCCUUCCUACACCGACCUGGAAGUUAUUACACACCGUUCAAAGGGCUUUACGCGAUUCCGCUCAGCAGUUAGAGUGUUAAUCGCAAUUUCAAGAAUGAAGUUCCUAGUUCGCCGAUGGCACCGGGUUACAGGUUAUAGUUUAAUAGGCAUCAACAGAGAUGGUUUUGGGCAGAAUUCAGGUAAUGAACUGCGGACGGAUUCAGUCUCUAGCGGUCUAGAGCUAUAUGGAGAACACAGACAUUCUUCUUACAGGUCCAGGUCAGAGCUGGAAUCUCUCAGAUCCCCUCUGUGUUAUCAACCCAGGUUCCAAGGGAUCCAUUCAGAAUUAAGCCCAGUUUCCCUUGCGUGUUCUCAGCUGCAGAAUUAUGAUCCUGACAGGGCUUUAACAGAUUAUAUUAAUCGUCUGGAGGCCCUACAGAGGCGACUUGGCAGUGUACAGUCAGCACCCGCUUCCUACACUCAGCUGCAUUCUGGUAUCAGAAGAUAAUCUUUACAAACUUUUUUGACACUGGUACUGACAUCAAAGGAAAUACCUUCUGCAAAUCGCUGCUGCUGCUGCUGUGCUUUUGUAUAACGUGUAUAUUGUGGGACCAACAUGAACAGAGCUCAAUGAUUGUAUGCAGUUCACCUUGCUGGCGCUUCCAGAAAGACUGGAACCUAUGUAUAUAGGCACUUUUUGUUGUCCUUUGAAAUGAAUCAUUGAAUUUCAUGUAUAUUCGUGGAAUGCUAAUUUAAAGAAUUAAAUUAUUGAAGUGUGUAUUUAUCAGAAGGUUGAGAGGAUGAAACGUUUUAUGUUCUGAAUGCGUAGCUCCAAAUGCACAACAUUUUCUGACCAGGCUAAAUGAAGGACUUUUCAUGAUUUUAUUCUAUUUGCUACUGGCGUUGCAGAGAGAAAUAUCACUUUUAGAGACUAUUUUUGUAAAGGUAGAAGUUUUGGAUUUUAUGGGUAUUUUGUCAAAAGUACUGAAAUAAAGACAAUUUCAUCCUUUUAA
Anolis carolinensis (green anole) is the source of this 12510-nucleotide messenger RNA. RefSeq names its product A-kinase anchoring protein 9 (gene akap9). The record is from RefSeq and is a predicted model, not a curated record. Gene Ontology annotation, molecular function: potassium channel regulator activity; protein kinase A regulatory subunit binding; molecular adaptor activity. The transcript is spliced from 51 exons. Gene Ontology annotation, cellular component: centrosome; cis-Golgi network; synaptic membrane. The coding region runs from base 372 to 12005 and encodes 3877 amino acids. Gene Ontology annotation, biological process: signal transduction; positive regulation of peptidyl-serine phosphorylation; regulation of Golgi organization. Lineage: Eukaryota; Metazoa; Chordata; Lepidosauria; Squamata; Anolidae.